This is a messenger RNA of Anoplophora glabripennis (Asian longhorned beetle), 2234 nucleotides long. RefSeq lists its product as uncharacterized. Bases 212 to 1780 code for a protein of 522 amino acids. The record is from RefSeq and is a predicted model, not a curated record. The transcript is spliced from 6 exons. Lineage: Eukaryota; Metazoa; Arthropoda; Insecta; Coleoptera; Cerambycidae.
UCCACGAGUAGCUCUCGAAUUUGAAUUAAAAACGAGCUUUGCGGGAGCAAGAGGCUAUUUUAAAGUUUAAAGGGGCACACCGCUGUUUAAAAUCCCCUAAGAAACUACAAUACCCAAAAAAUGUUCGGGUGAAGUUUGUGACUAAGGCAGUGAAGUGUUUAAUAGAAGUCAAUUAAGUCAAACUGUCGUAAUUAUUAUAGUGACCACCAAGAUGGAAACUGAUUAUCAAAAAAUGUAUAAUAAUCUCACUGUGCUGUUACAGGAUAUUUGCCAGUUUUUAAACAGCGACAAAUUGGGAUCUUUGAGUCACAGAGAUAAGAAAAUUGUGGAGUCCCUCAUCACGAGAUCAAAAGUGCAAUUGCAAGAAAUUUCGAAAAUUCAGACGAUUUCGGUAUGUGAGGAGUAUGUCGACAUGGAUUCAAAAAAAGUUUUAGUAUCGGAGGAUGAUGAAGAAAAACUUGAUAUUUAUUCUUCUGUAGAUGAUGUUAAUAAAAAUGUGGAGAUUACUGUACAAGAUGAACCAUCAUGUCCAUACGACGAUCUUCCUGCCCGAGAAGCUUCGCAAAUCGUGAAAUAUGGUUUCAUGUACAUGAGAAGAAGAUUUUUACUGGGUUUUGAAAAAAUGAAACGGGUAUACGGAGCUGUACAUAACAAAUGGCUACUCAUAUACUACACGGAAAAAGAUUUAAAGCCAAUUUGUACAUUUAAUUUGAAAAACUAUGAGGCCAAAGAAACUGAUGGAUCCAAGAGUACUAACUUUGAACUGAUGAGUACACUAUACAGCAAAGUAUAUUAUUUCAUGGCAUUAACCCCUAAAGACAUGUUGCAAUGGGUAGUUAAUAUCAACAGAUGUCAUGAUAAUGUCGUAAUACAAAGCAAAGAGUUUGAUUUGGAAAAAAAUAAUGUUUCUCUAGAAGAAGACAUUGGAGAACAUUACGAUACUGUCAUACCCGCUUCUGAGAACCAUAAUGAAGAAUUAGAAGACGAAGAAGAUGACAUUUACCUUGAACUAGACGACAUAAUGAAGCCUUCUCAAAAUAAUAAUAAGACGUCUCAAAAAACUACAGAUUAUGAUCCUAACAUUGGACCGCCUUUGCCGAGAAGAAGACCACAAAAAGACGAACCGGUUCCAGUUUCGUCACCAUUAAUAAACCGGUUGAAUUCCUCUGAAGAGUCACUGGCUUCCUAUGAUGACAUAAAAGAACUUGCAAAGGCACCUGAACAAAGCUCAGAAGACGAUGAAGACGCUACAUACGAAGCAUUCGUCCACGUUAAACAUAGAAUCACUAAAAUGUCCAAUCCACUUCCAGAAGAAAAUAAGGAAGAAAUGAAUGAAACGACCGAACACUCCGAAACUAAUAACACUACGAUAAUAAAACGUGGAGUUACCGAGUCCAAGAAUGAAACCACUGUUGUUAGUAUAAAGGACAAAAUCGAAAAAUAUCAAACUUCAACUGCCAAGGAGGAUGUUAGUAUAGACUCGGAAGGAAUACCAAAGCUAAACAAAAGAAACGUUAAUUUGUUCUUUCAAGGAAGUAUUAAAAAAUCAAAUACUCCUCCCGAUGUGGAGUCAAAAAAUGACGUAAAUAGAGUAAACAUUAAAAGUUGCGAUAAUGUAGCUUCCGAAUCAAAAAUUAUUGUUAAAGGUGCUAUUGGACUUAAUCCCCCAGUGAUAAAAAAAGUACCGACAGUGCCACUGAAACCUAAAGUCAGAGACAGACCCUCCAUUGGCAAAAGACCACCCUUUAGUAGUUUUAAACAAAUAACUGGUGAUCGUUAGACAUACUACAGAAUGUAUUCAAAAGGUUAUCAUAACCAGCUAGUCCAUAUAUGUUAAAAAACGUAUGUUGUUACCAAGUGACAACAAAUAUACUACGGAAUAGCAUAUGCAAAGCAUUUAAAAAAUGAAUUUUUCAUACAGUGUGACGCAUUUUCUAAAUACUUUAAUAUUUGAAAACGCUUUCCAUAAAACUAUUUAUUUGUAUUGUAUUAAAUAUUGGAGACCUUUUUUUUUUGUAUAAAAAAUUCAAUAGUAUUAAAUAAAAUAAUUAAAUAUAUUUAUAUCUAGUGAAAAAAUACGUCUGCUGUCAAACAGUCUUUCACUGUCAACCUGGUAUAAAAAGUAGAUAUGACUUUAUAUUCCUCUUUGUCUCCGUAAUAAACGCAUGUGCCUAAAAGUGCUAUUAAAUAUAGGUAUUAUUUAUCAAUAUAUAAAUAAAUAAAUAUUUUUAUAC